This is a messenger RNA of Acanthosepion pharaonis, 1143 nucleotides long. NCBI's taxonomy places the organism in Eukaryota, Metazoa, Mollusca, Cephalopoda, Sepiida, Sepiidae. The record is from the annotation of a GenBank genome assembly.
AUGACGUCACGACAACUGACAUGCCAUAAUGGAUUCCGUUAUUUUACGUCACUUACGGCCCUUUUCAAAAGCUUUCUCUCUUUCUUCCGAUUUCAAUCUUUUUUAGUUUUAUUUUUUGUUUCCUUCUUUGUCUUUAAUUAUUUAUUUUCUUUCUUUACUUCCUUUUACUUUCUUUUUUUAAGUUUUCAUUCAUUUUCCCUUUUAAUUCUCUCGCUCUCUCUCUCUUCCUUUACUUUUUCUUUUGAUUCUCUGUUUUGUAUUUAUAAAUUUAUACGCUUUUACAUUAUUAAUUUCCUUUUACUUUCGUUCUCGAUUUUUUCUUUAUUUAAUUCAUUUCUUUACCUUUCAUUCAAUUUUUCUUUCUUCCGUUUUCCUUUGUUAUUGCUUUUCUUUUUUUCUACUUCAGUUCGCCCUUCUUUAUUGUGUUUUUUCAUCUUUCGUUAUGUUUCUUUUCUUUUUGUUCUUGCUUUUCUCGUUUAUUCAUUUCAUUUUUCUUUCUUUCCUUCAUUGAUUGUAUUUGAUUCACCAAAAAAUAUUUUCUGCAUUUACUCCUUAUUUCUUUUCUUUUCCUUUCCCACCAUUUAUUCCUUAUUUCUUUACUUUUCCUUUCCCGCCAUUUAUUCCUUAUUUCUUUACUUUUCCUUUUCGCCAUUUAUUCCUUAUUUCUUUUCUUUUCCUUUCCCGCCAUUUAUUCCUUAUUUCUGUUCUUUUCCUUUCCCACCAUUUAUUCCUUAUUUCUUUACUUUUCCUUUCCCGCCAUUUAUUCCUUAUUUCUUUUCUUUUUCUUUUCCCGCCAUUUAUUCCUUAUUUCUUUACUUUUCCUUUUCGCCAUUUAUUCCUUAUUUCUUUUCUUUUCCUUUCCCGCUAUUUCCUUCAAAUAUGUUUAUGUUCUUUCUUUCUAUGAACUUUAUUUAUGUACUAAUCGAUCUAGGGAGACUCUCUCUCUCUCUCUCUCUCUCUCUCUCUCUCUCUCUCUCUCUCUCUCUCUCUCUCUCUCUCUCGAAAAAUAAAAAAAUCCAAAAAACUUUUAGGCGUUCUUGUAUCCGCUAUCCACUGCUCCACCGUGCCUCAUCCAUCCAUCCAUCUAUCUAUCUAUCUAUCUAUCUAUCUAUCUAUCUAUCUAUCUAUCUAUCUAUCUAUUAA